AUGGCUCCAAUCACUUGUUCUGCUUCUCGGCCCCCUACCACGCCUGCUCGAGUCCCUGCUACUCCCCAGAGAGCUUCAACCCAGAAGUCGUCGGCUCACCCAAACGGUCGAAAGGCUCCGCAUUGUCUCACCUGCCAUAAGCCUCGCAAGGGUCAUUCGCGGGGGCGCUGCCCGACCCCAUCGCGCGCGGAUCUCUCUCAGGAGGCCCUCGAUCUUCUGCUAGCGGAUGCUAUACGUGCCCUACAUAUAGGCCCAGAGGUGGAAGAUGUUACUGUAUUGGCUGAUAAUUCGGCGGAGGUGGAUGGUACCACAAAACAUCGGCAAGAGCCAGGCCGUGUCAUGCCCGGGACAUUACCGCUCCCAGCGAACAGCCAUGGCGCUGUCGAGCCUCUCAGUGACCUUUACACGCCCACGAACACUCAGCGUCCCGACGGACUCGGGGAAGGGCCCGUCUCUACACCCAAGGCAUCCCCUCUCCCUCGACAGCCGACGGCGCAUUCGUCUCUCACUCCCAAACGUUCUGCAAGUAUGAGCGCGAGAGAAGACUUUCUUUUCGGCCUCGAUCGCAUCUCUAGCAAUGCACCGGUGUCGGUCUACACGGUGUCUGCUGCCGACAUGGAACAGUUACAGCCACUUGCAUGGAGGGUUGGAUUUCAUACGGCCAUGGUUGUCCCAGGGCAGGGCGACGAAGCGCUUCUCGUCGUCGGCACGGAUGACAAGGCAGUCAAUGAUGUACACGACAAACUGUUGAGGCAGGAAUCCGGCAUGGCCAAGAGCAGUAAUAACGGCCUGAGACAGGCUGCGGGUGGGGUACUCGUUGGCGCGGCGGCUGUACUGGCGGGGUUAGCAUUGUGA
Molecule: messenger RNA, 855 nt
Organism: Peniophora sp. CBMAI 1063
Lineage: Eukaryota; Fungi; Basidiomycota; Agaricomycetes; Russulales; Peniophoraceae
Source: the annotation of a GenBank genome assembly